Molecule: messenger RNA, 1208 nt
Organism: Rubroshorea leprosula
Lineage: Eukaryota; Viridiplantae; Streptophyta; Magnoliopsida; Malvales; Dipterocarpaceae
Source: the annotation of a GenBank genome assembly
AGAUCUGGUUGAAUUUCUAAAUUUGAAUUUCGUUGUCUCCUUUUGUUUUAGAAAGCAUGGGGCGUGUUAAGCUUCAGAUUAAGAGGAUAGAAAAUAAUACCAAUCGACAGGUUACCUUCUCCAAAAGAAGAAAUGGACUCAUCAAAAAGGCCUAUGAGCUCUCCAUCCUUUGCGACAUUGACAUUGCUCUCAUCAUGUUUUCUCCCUCCGGUCGUCUCAGUCAUUUUUCCGGCCAGAGAAGGAUUGAAGAUGUACUGUCCCGCUAUAUAAAUUUACCGGAUCAAGAUAGAGGAAGUGUUGUGCGGAAUAGAGAGCUUUUGCUUAGUACCCUGAAGAAACUCAAAGCUGAAAAUGAUAUUGCUCUUCAGCUUGCUAGUUCUGCUACUACAAAUUCAAAUGUUGAGGAAGUUCAACGAGAAAUCAGUACUUUAGAACAACAGCUUCAAAUGGCCGAGGAACAAUUGAGGGUAUAUGAACCUGAACCUCUAACACUUUCAUCAAUGGAAGAGAUUGAAUCUUGUGAGAAGAACCUCAAAGAGGUCUUGGCCCGCAUCAUGCAGAGAAAGAAUUUUCUUUUGAGUAACCAUGUAUCUACUUAUAACGACCCAUCUAGUGUACAGAUAUAUUUGGACGCACAAGAGGGCUUCCCAAGCUCAUUUGAAAACGACGUCGUUAGUUGGUUGCCGGAGAAUGGACAAAACCCGAGCCAAUACUGUGCAGGAACCGAAUCAUCCUGUAUUCCAAUGACGAACCAUUCCUCCUCUUUGAUUUUUGAUCAGAUACAACAUGGAACAAACAUGAAAGUUGAUCAUUGUGAAAUGGGAGGAUGCCACGUCAGCAGUUUGAGUAACGACGGCCUUCCGUCGUGGCAUCACAAUUACUCUUCGUCGGAGCUCCUAUCGGCGUUCAUGUCUACCACCUCCUUCCCUCCUCCUCUUAUGAAGGGGCAGCAUGAAAGUGCAAGUCCAAGCAUUCCGUCUGUUCUAUCGCACCAGCAGGUUGAGUCAGCACUAAAUUGCUCUCAAAUGCCGUCCGGAGCUGAAGGUGCGAGCUACAAGAGCAAUAAGCUGCCACGUCUUAAUGUAGAUUGAAGACAUUCAUUAACUUAUUAGAUUACAUAAAUUUUGGGGCAUAACCUAUACAACCCAAAAAAAAAAAAAUUAUCCUUUUUUUUUUAUGAAAUUAAGUAAUAGAGUUUUAAGUUUUUU